ACAUCCCCCCACCCACCCCACCCCUCCCACCCCCCCCACCCCUCAGCUCCCGGCUUCACUUCAGCUUACACCACUCAGCCUUCAUCCUUCCCCGGCUCGCCAUACCAGACCUUCCCUCAGUCCUACACAGGUGGAGAGGACCACUACCACGGACCCCACGGACCAUACGGACCCCACGGACCGCUGGGGCACCCGGGACCCUACCAUACUCAGCCCGGGUAUCAUGGGUACCAGAGCGGGGGCCCCGGAACCUCCCACCACUGGGACGGACAACCAAAACAAACAGUGUUCGUGGUGGAGCAGCGUCAGGAAGAAGAGGACGGUGGCGCGGCGGACUCGUGUCUGGCGGCGUGUUCAGCCAUCAUGUGCUGCUGCUGUCUGUUUGACAUGUUUGAACAUUACCACCAUGAUGAUGACAUCUGACAUCUGACCUCUGACCCUAACCACCGCUCAGGCUCAACUUUCUGAACAUUUAAAUGUUUUUAUGUUUCUGAUGAUGAAGAGUUUGUUGAUAUCCUUCAUCAUCACUUCUGACCCUGCUGACAAUAAGAUAAAUAAAACGUAUAUGAGUCA
Messenger RNA from Dicentrarchus labrax (European seabass), 573 nucleotides. Its product is annotated as cysteine-rich and transmembrane domain-containing protein 1-like. The transcript is spliced from 4 exons. The record is from RefSeq and is a predicted model, not a curated record. NCBI's taxonomy places the organism in Eukaryota, Metazoa, Chordata, Actinopteri, Moronidae. Gene Ontology annotation, cellular component: extracellular exosome. The annotation marks the transcript as partial.